GCCAGAACACGGAGAGCCUCAUCCGUCCUGGCGAUCAUGUCCUAUACGGUCGAGGACCCGUGGCAUCUUUGUGUGCCAGUGAAGAUGUGAAAUUGAUAACUUGAAGGAGUUGUUGUGUUCGAACGCACAUCUUGAGAAUUGUAAAACCGUUCAACGUCAAAAUGCAGCCCUCAAUAGUGUCAGUCUUGGCCUUCCUCAUCCUGUCUGCAAAUGCAGACUGUCAAAAGUCGAGUCCUCUGGAUGUUGCCCAAGAGACAACGUGCGGCCUGCGUGUGUUUGAUAAAGGCUCGAAAUGGCAGGGCCCUGAAAGCUGCGUGGGCGAAUACUGCAUAUACUGGAACAGUGAAUUCAACAAUGGAAUGGGCAUCGCUGCCGUGACCACCGCCGAACACGCUCAAUCAAUCGCCAAAUUCACAGAGGAGAUGCAGCUGCUACAAGAUGACCCGCCAUACUUCAAAGCCGAAAUCCCAGGCAAAGGCAAGGGCGUCAUCGCGAAGCGCAAGAUUGCACUAGGAGAGACCAUCAUGGUCUUGCCACCAACGCUGCUCGUCAGCGACGCUGCAUAUCAGGCCUUUGGUGGUGCAGGGAAGAUCAAGGGAAAUACCUUGUACUCCAAGGCUCUGGAAAAGGUGUCUGCCACGGCUCGCGAGGAAUUCCAGGAGCUUCAUGGUCUCGACGCCGGGAUGAAGCUCGAUAAGAAUGGCUUCACCGUAUAUGUAGGCUACACCGAGGAGAGCCAACACCUUGGAGUUUAUGCCCAAGCUGCAGCCAUCAACCAUGACUGUCGACCAAGCAUCAAUUACCGCCUUAACGACAUCACCCAAACCACUACUGCUGUUCGCGAGAUUCAGCCCGGCGAAGAGCUCAGCGUCAGCUACGUUGAUCUCAUGCUUCCACACAAGGAACGACGUAAGCGUCUGCGCGACUGGGGCUUUGACUGCAAGUGCAGUAAAUGCACAGCAUCCGCAGCCGCUAUCGCACGCUCCGACGAAAACAUCAGUAUGAUAAAGUUCCUCGAGCGUGCACUAGACAGCCCCAACAGCACAGUGACAGGUGCUACAGGAGAACAGCUUGUUUCCUUGUACGAGGAGGAGCGUUUGGACAUUUACCUCGGACCUACUUAUACACGCGCGGCGCUCAACUAUGGGCUCUUUGGCGAAAAGGAAAAGGCAGUCGAAUACGCAAAAAAGGCCAUCGCAGCGCUGGAGAGGCAGUACGGGCCAUAUGCGGCAGAUAUCCCAUCGAUGCAGGCAUUGCGGGAUGAGCCCGAGAAGCAUUGGAGCUGGGGAUUGAGAAAGUCGCCAUCACUCAAAAUCCCGAUUCCAGAUGACAUUCCGCAACCACCCAUGGAGGAGUUGUAAAUGUGUGAGGACUCUUGUCAGGCAGCAAUUCGAAUCAGGCUGUUAGCGCCAAAACGGAUCAACACUAUCACAGGCAGCAUUGCUCUCGGGA
This is a messenger RNA of Pyricularia grisea, 1452 nucleotides long. RefSeq lists its product as uncharacterized. The record is from RefSeq and is a predicted model, not a curated record. The transcript is spliced from 2 exons. Gene Ontology annotation, molecular function: protein binding. Bases 162 to 1361 code for a protein of 399 amino acids. Lineage: Eukaryota; Fungi; Ascomycota; Sordariomycetes; Magnaporthales; Pyriculariaceae.